This is a messenger RNA of Eremothecium gossypii ATCC 10895, 1173 nucleotides long. RefSeq names its product palmitoyltransferase PFA3 (gene PFA3). Gene Ontology annotation, cellular component: endoplasmic reticulum; Golgi apparatus. Gene Ontology annotation, molecular function: protein-cysteine S-palmitoyltransferase activity. NCBI's taxonomy places the organism in Eukaryota, Fungi, Ascomycota, Saccharomycetes, Saccharomycetales, Saccharomycetaceae. The transcript has a single exon. The coding region runs from base 1 to 1173 and encodes 390 amino acids. The record is from RefSeq and is marked provisional. Gene Ontology annotation, biological process: peptidyl-L-cysteine S-palmitoylation; protein targeting to membrane.
AUGGCUAGUCUAUCCCCGGGAAUGAUUAACUUCGCCAUGGCUGUUAUAUUUCCUGCAGGAAUGGUGGUGAUGAGCUACAUGUCAAGUUCAAAUUUUUUACUUUUCACGAUAGCUGAUUUGCUCGCCCUGCCUUUAAGCAGUCAACAGGGAACUCAUCGUGGAAGCAAAGCUAUAUGCCAAGUGUCCGGCUACGCCAUGCACAUAUGUAGUCUGAUACCCAUACUUUUCCCGAAGUUGUUGACUUGCGGGUUGGCGCUGUACUCAGCUGUUGUUCUUUGGCUGAAGGUUUCCGUUAUCGGCAGUUUCAUCCAGGGAACAGUGCUGCUUACGCUGGUCCCGCUGAUUCUGUAUGCAUAUUUCUCGACUAUAGCAGUUGGGCCUGGUAGCCCGCUGGACUUUGAAGAGCUACGCAUCCGAGACCUCAACGACGUGGAGACUGGAAUGGAGUUCCCGCCGGACUUUUUAGCGGCCAAGACCGUGACGCUGGACAGCACAGGCCGGCACCGCUACUGCGUGAAGUGCAAGGUGUGGAAACCGGACCGCUGCCACCACUGCUCCGCGUGCGAUAAGUGCUACCUGAGACGCGACCACCACUGCGUAUGGUUUCCAGGCUGCAUUGGCUACAAUAACCACAAGUUUUUUCUGCAUUUUCUGCUGUAUGCGAGCGUCUAUGCUUUUUGGAUCUGUAUCAUCACAACGUGGGACCUGGUCGUUUGGUUCCGCGCCCAUAGCUAUGAGAGGGAGCUGUUGAAUGUACACCUUGUGUGCUUGUGGGCGCUGUCCGCGGCCGCGACCGUCGCGCUCACCGCCUUUUGCGCGUUCAACAUAUACCUGGUGUGCAAGAACGAGACAACGGGCGAAUACCAGCGCCGCAGUACGCUGAACAGUGACCUAGAGAUGUAUGCGGACUGUACUAACGGGCCGCGUACUGUCAUUGAGAACCCGUUCGAUCUUGGCAGCCGUCGCAGGAACUGGGCUGCGGUGAUGGGUGACACUUGGAAGGAGUGGUUGCUGCCAAUACGCACAACUGCUUCGCAGAAAGCCAGACACUCUUUUGAUGAGUCCGGGCUAUACUUCAAGAUUGACGAGCAAGCGCAUGCGAAGCUCGCUGAGAGCAUGGCGCUUCAAGCAAGACUGAUAACUCGUUUCAACUCCAAGCGUGCUGUGCAGUAA